Molecule: messenger RNA, 1398 nt
Organism: Paramuricea clavata
Lineage: Eukaryota; Metazoa; Cnidaria; Anthozoa; Malacalcyonacea; Plexauridae
Source: the annotation of a GenBank genome assembly
AUGGAGCAAGAAAGCCAAGAAGUGCAACAGUUAGAAGGCUACCUUAACAACUAUCUGAUUAAGAAAAAGAUUGAAAGCUACGAGAAAGAAUUAAAAAUUGAAAAAGAACAAGAACAUCAAGCACAAGAGACAAUGGCAUACUACGAGCAAGCCUUGGAAAUUGCAAAAGAACGAAAAGAUCAAGAUCAGGAGACAAGUGCAUACCUUGAGUUAGGAGAUGCUUCUAGAUUGAACAAGAAGUUUGAAACGGCAAUUAAAUACUAUGAGCAAGCCUUGGAAAUUGCAAAAGAACGAAAAGAUCAAGAUCAGGAGACAAGGGCAUACCUUGGGUUAGGAAAUGCUUGUAGAUUGAACAAGAAGUUUGAAACGGCAAUUAAAUACCAUGAGCAAGCCUUGGAAAUUGCAAAAGAACGAAAAGAUCAAGAUCAGGAGACAAGGGCAUAUCUUGGGUUAGGAGAUGCUUGUAGAUUGAACAACAAGUUUGAAACGGCAAUUAAAUGCUAUGAGCAAGCCUUGGAAAUUGCAAAAGAACGAAAAGAUCAAGAUCAGGAGGCAAGGGCAUACCUUCGGUUAGGAGAUGUUUAUAGAUUCAACAAUCAGUUCGAAACGGCAAUUAAAUACUACGAGCAAGCUUUGGAAAUUGCAAAAAAACGAAAAGAUCAAGUUAGGGAAACAAAGGCAUACCUUGGGUUAGGAAAUGCAUGUAGAUUGAACAAGAAGUUCGAAACGGCAAUUAAAUACUGCGAGCAAGCCUUGGAAAUUGCAAAAGAACGAAAAGAUCAAGAUCAGGAGACAAGGGCAUACUUUGGGUUAGGAGAUGUUUAUAGUUUCAACAAUCAGUUUGAAACGGCAAUUAAAUACUAUGAGCAAGCCUUGGAAAUUGCAAAAGAACGAAAAGAUCAAGAUCAGGAGACAAAAGCAUACCUUGGGUUAGGACUCGUUUAUAGAUUGAACAAUCAGUUUGAAACGGCAAUUAAAUACUACGAGCAAGCCUUGGAAAUUGCAAAAGAACGAAAAGAUCAAGAUCAGGAGACAAAGGUAUACCUUAACUUAGGGCGUGUUUAUAGAUUGAACAAUCACCUUGAAACGGCAAUUAAAUACAAUGAGCAAGCCUUGGAAAUUGCAAAAGAACGAAAAGAUCAAGAUCAGGAGACAAAAGCAUACCUUGGGUUAGGAGGCGUUUAUGGAUUGAACAAUCAGAUUGAAACGGCAAUUAAAUACUACGAGCAAGCCUUGGAAAUUGCAAAAGAACGAAAAGAUCAAGAUCAGGAGACAAAAGCAUACCUUGGGUUAGGACUCGUUUAUAGAUUGAACAAUCAGUUUGAAACGGCAAUUAAAUACUACGAGCAAGCCUUGGAAAUUGCAAAAGAACGAAAAGAUCAAGAUCAGGAGACAAAG